Sitodiplosis mosellana (orange wheat blossom midge) is the source of this 2535-nucleotide messenger RNA. RefSeq lists its product as uncharacterized. The record is from RefSeq and is a predicted model, not a curated record. The transcript has 3 exons. Bases 921 to 1400 code for a protein of 159 amino acids. NCBI's taxonomy places the organism in Eukaryota, Metazoa, Arthropoda, Insecta, Diptera, Cecidomyiidae.
CUCGUCAUUAGUAUCGCCUUGGCUGCGGUUGAACGAACAAUUCAUUCCGCAGUCAUGCUUUGAUUUCGACCUUUCAUUUUGACAAUUCUCUUCUUCUUUUUUUUUUCGUUCGUUCGUGCUGUUGUCAAGUGAAUUUUUCGCUGCUGCUUUAGCAUAAAUAGUUCCUUUUUGUUUGUUACUUUUUAAUUGUGGAUUGAUGAAAAAAAAAAGUUUGUACAUUCAGUGUGCGUGAAUAAAUAUCCAUUGAAUUUCUCCAUCGAAAAAUGUACUUUGGACGUGUUUAUCUACACUUGAAUUGUAUCGUGAAAAUGAAUCAUUAAGUGUCUGAGUGUUUUAUUUCUUGAAACAUGUAUGAGUGUGGUGAUGUGCUGUGAGUGUGUUGCAUAUACAGUGUAUAGAAGUAUCGAUUUUGGCAUGAUUUCAAAUAGAAUCCAAUGAAUUCUUUAGUUUUCAAUGUAUACGAAUUAAGCUACAAACUUGUUACUUACACAAACAUUCGGGGAAUUCAAUUCCAAGCACGUUUCCCGCGUAAAUGCCACGACUAAUUUAAAACAACCCAUAUUUAUGAUUCAAAAUUGUGUAAUCAACGCCUUAUAUGAUGUAAAUGAGUGAAACAAAAAGAAACAAUAACAUUGAGCUGCUUAUUAAAUCAUCGAAGAAACAACGAUUUUAAUUGCUUGAAUAAUUAUUUGAAGUAAAUUUUCAAUCAAUUCAAUUCUAUGAAGGGUUUCAUCAUUCAAAACUUAACUUAACUUAACUUAACUUAUUAAAAUUGACACACACGCACAAUAUAGAACAAUGUCGUUCUAAGCGGAAACAAAACAAGAAUCGAAAGCAAAACCAACAAAUGAAUGAAAGAUAAAAAUUCUGAGUAGAAAAAGUGAUAAAAAUUCUUAUCGAAUUCAAAAGAAACACUCACAAUGGAUUCGGAACAAACAAAAGGCUGUUGUAAUUGCAAGGUCAUCAGUACCAUAUUGGGAGUCGUUGAAAUAUUGCUCAGCAUUGGAUUUGGAUUUAUAUUUGGAGUUUCAUAUGCCAUCUUUGGCGAUUAUCAAACAGCUAUUGUUAUAUUUUUGAUUUGCUUUUUGAAUCUAAUGGCCAGCGUCAUUUGGCUCAGAGGAAUUGGGCUGGAAGAAAUACGAUUUUUGCUCACCGCUAUUGUUUGGUUUAUCGCUUCUUUGGGGCUUUGGUUGCUUUGGAUGAUUUUAGAUGUGAUAUCUGGCGUUGAGCUCGAUAAAACUAUACUUGUUACAACAGCCCUCAUUGUGAUUUCCCAUAUUUCAACUGUAUUGUGCUAUAUAAAGUUGCGAAACCUCAUUAUGGGAGACGAGCCAGAGGAUCGACGAGCAAAUGUAUCGAAUGCAGCGGAACUCGAAGAAUGCAAAGGGUUUAAUUCUUAGUACAAAUGUAACGAACAAAUGCAAUUUUUGCCUUAUGAUUUUUUUUUCGACGAAUUUACCGUUAACAAGACAAAUAUUUUUAAGCUAUAGAUAAAAUGAAUUGCUCUAAGUUCAAAAGUGGAAAAAAUAAGACAAAAAAUACAGGAGAGAGCAAAUAUCUCGCGCAACAAAACUGAAUGUUGACAAACUGUUACUCAAAAAAAUUAAGAAAUAAAUGUAUAAAGAUAAAAUAAAGUUAUCGUAUUCCAAAGUUGUGGAUUUCUAACCUGUCUAACUAAUUAAGACGACAGUCUUCAAAAUUGUUACGGGAUGAUGGAAAAAAACGCAUGAUGCAUUUCAUUCAAUUUUACGCUCAGUUCAUUUUAUUUUGAAUGUAAUGUACUGUUUUAUUCAUGAUUGAUUUCUUAUUUUAUGCAUACGAUUAAUCAUACCAUGGUACACUUGUACAAUCUUUUACCUCGUUCAUCCUAUGUAACACUUAUACACGUUUUGCUUGCAUUUUUUCGGUAAGAGCAUCUGUUGCGCAUUCUUCUAUCAAAUCUACCAACAAAUUGCAUCCAACAAACAAUCAUCGUUCGACUAACAAAUUGGAAAACUUCUACUUUCUCCGAAGAAAUCGACGAAAGCAUCGAUAUGACGAUGCGUCACUUUUUUUUCCAAUUUUUCCAUGACUUUCCUUCUUUGAGAUUGCAAAAUGCACACUCCAAUGCAUCGACGAUGAUGCAUCCAGUGAAUGCCAUUCACCGUAAGCAUGAGCGCAGACAACGCUAGACGAUAUGCAUAAAUGCAGGCUGCCCGCGGAUGUCCGUGAGCGAAAGCUUGGGGUUGAUAUGCGCAGUAUUACAUUGGCUGUAGAGGGAAAAACAACCAAUUUUUCUCUCUCAAAUUGAGUUUUUCGCUGUGAACUUGAACAAAUGAAAAUUGAAUCAAAGUGAAAAGGAUUUUUUUUUUAUCGAAUUCAAAGUUAUUUAUUUGAACUUUGAAUGAUUUUUGAAAUAGAAAUUAGUUUUCAGUUAUUAAAUAGUUAUUUUUGCGUGAAAAAUCAGUGAAGAUAUACAGAACAGCAAAGCAGAAUCAUUCUGUCAUUGAAAAUUGAGUUGAUUUGAAAUUGACUCUGUGCAUUGGCAUUGAUUAA